AUGUUUGCAGACUUGUUGGCCACAACCUCAUGUCACGCUGGCGACCGCAGCAGCGACGUGGUGGUCUCCCCGGUUUCACCACCUUUUUCUCCGCGCUGCACUUCGGCGUCUUCGUCCGCCGGAAGCAGCAGUGGCUGCCGCCGCCGCCCACUUUCUGACGACGGCGAUGGUGGCUCCUACCCACGCGUCUCGCCCUUCGUGGGCACCGCGUACCCGUCUGCACACCCGGAUGGUCGAGCGCGGCGGCCUGGCUUCUCUGAGUGCCUGAGCCCCCUUAGCAUCCCUGAAGGGUGCGCAUCAUCGACAACGGCCAUGGUCAGCUCAUCCAGUAGCCACCCAGAAGGACACAGCUUGUCGUUGGGGGGCACCAGCGAGCCGCCACCGAGGGAAUCAUCCGGUGACACGCCAGGAAACACCCUGGAGGGAUACAUCCCGACGUCGGACUCUUUUUCUUCGCACCGCGGCGAUAGUGCACGCCCGCCGCCGUCGAGCACGCCUACGCUAUCGCUCUAUGACCAUGGGCAGCAGGCGUCGGAGGUUGCGUCUUCCACCCCAUCUCGCGGAGCCACUGCUCUUCUCCCUGAGGACGGCGCCAGUCCAGCGCUGGACAGCGUGGAAUCCAGCGCCAAUGGUGCGGGCUUCGUCGUGAUGCGCAGUGGAACACGCGAGGGUGGACAACAAAGCCCCCAAUUGUUUUCUUCAUCGAAGUCGUCGCCUCCAUCCUCCAUGCCGUGUGCGCCACCGCUUGGGCAGCCGACAGCAGGUGCUGUGGUGGUUGAGAAGUACGCACCGGCGCUGCAGACACCAGCCAGUCCGCUGCGGUUCAGCGUCUUGUACACGGAGGAAGAGCACCGCGUGCGGCUUGAGACGCGCGAGACGGAGGAGCGACGAUGCCUUUAUCAAGCGCACAAGGCUGUACUCUCAGUUUACCACAUGUGGACAGCAGCGGGUGCCGACGCGGACUACGGUGACGGUGACAGACUGUUGCUGACGUCUUCGCGAAUGGGUGAUGGUGCGUCGACGCGGUUUCUUGAGGACAACUGCUACCCGAAAGCUCCAAACACGCCGAAUGCGCAGGCUGCUGGCUCCAGGGCGCAGCCCUCUGCUCUCGCGACCGCGACCGCCGCCAACGCCGUUGCCACAGAACGGGUGCGUUCCUUUUUGAAGUCGUCUAUUGACAGUGCCCGAGGUCGGCGUUGCGUCGGGGCUGGCCAGGAAGGCGACGCCGCUAUUUGCGUGCUACCGCACCGAUCCACGACAAUCCGCAUCACAUACGCAGACUCUGAUGCCGAAGCACUCCGCGGCUCGCCUGGUCACGGGCCUCACCCACAGGCGUCCCAUUCUUCUUCACCUGCUGCAUCUCGCAUGUUGGACUACUCCUCCGUGCAUAUGCCCGGGGCAGCAUCAUCGCUCAUGCACACUUCAAGUGAGCCGCCGUCAUUGGUCCACCAAGCACGGUUGUUCUCGCCCUGGCGCGCCACCCGCACCGAUCAGCACGAUGCGGCGGUGCGACGUGCGGUAGGAAAGCCAGACGUGCAUCUAGAACCUCGUACAGCUCGGGACGACAGUCGGGGUCUACCUCAAAGGAGGCCAAGGACGUCUCUAGUGCCGCACCUGGUGAGCACAUCACCUGCUGCCGUUCACCUCUCAUCUGCUUCUCACUCUCUCGGCGCAUCAUCCGCGGCACUGCGGCGGCGCGGCCUGCUCGAGCCGCGGCUGUCGGCGGACACCGCAGCGCCUCGCGAGGAUCUGCCAAGAAGCGCCGUCCUGCCCGCUGCACGCGCUGCCGCUGCCGCGCGAGCCCCGUCACCGUCGCUUCGCGCGGUCUUGUCCGCCGGCGUGGGGAGCUUUUCAAGUCCCUCCGCAGCUCAGAGGGUGGGGGGGCCUGAUGCGUCCCGGGGCACAUCGAGUCGUGCGUGGAAUGGUAGCGUGAAUCUGGUUUCCACCUCUGCCGCGAGUCGCCGCAUCAGCCCCUUCGCUGGCGAUGACACAACGAAUGAUCACGUUGCGGGAGGCUCCGUUGUCUACGCCUCCAACGAGUCGUUUCGACUCCGCCAGCGUGCUGCGUUGUCCGGCACCAGUAGCGGCGAGCUUCUGAGCAGCCCGCUGCAUGGCAUCGAUACGGAUCGGAGGACAUUACUGGCGGUGAAUCGCCUAAAGGACCAUCGCCGUGAGCGACUCAGCAGUUACGUUCACUACAAACGCUUCUUUGAUGCUGUCUACGGUGAGCAGAGCGCCUCACCACUGGCUUCGCGCGAGCUGGAUGGGCGGCACAGCAGUGCAGGGCGGACUAGUCCCGCGCCCUCGCGCACUGUGCGGACACGUCCAUCCAUGUCCUUUGACGUAGGUGACGGGGAUAAACAUGCGCGUGCGUGGCCGUGGCGGUCGUCUCUGUCCUCCUCCCUGUACCCACGAGCGCGCUCGCCUGAGCUCGUCGCUCGUCGCGACCUUCGCCCGUUUUCGCCACGCGGCUCAACGGCAGCCACGCGCUCCGCGGCGUCCCCAUCCAAAGUACCUACCACAUUUUGUGCGCGGCUCACGGGUGCCGCGGCUUCACUAAUUGUACCGACUGACACUACCCUCUUCGCUGCCCGUCUGACGCGCCUCUCCACGCUGGAGAAGCUAUGUCGCGCCGAGCUGCAGCGGCGCUGCAUGGAGGACCAAAGUCUCUUGCUGCACCACUUUAUUGUUGAAGGCACGGCAACCUUGCAGCGGGGCGGCCGUGCGACCGCCCCGCUGCACCGACACAGGCAGCGCGCGGCUGGGCGGCAUAACGGAGGCGUACCGAAUGCCCUCGGCGUGGACCUUCAUUCCGAAAGACGUGGAUGGGCUGUGAGCUCCAGUCAGCCGCUGGCUGGUAUACAUUUUUAG
Messenger RNA from Leishmania mexicana MHOM/GT/2001/U1103, 2871 nucleotides. RefSeq lists its product as hypothetical. NCBI's taxonomy places the organism in Eukaryota, Euglenozoa, Kinetoplastea, Trypanosomatida, Trypanosomatidae. The transcript has a single exon. The coding region runs from base 1 to 2871 and encodes 956 amino acids. The record is from RefSeq and is a predicted model, not a curated record.